This is a messenger RNA of Prorocentrum cordatum, 193 nucleotides long. The record is from the annotation of a GenBank genome assembly. NCBI's taxonomy places the organism in Eukaryota, Dinophyceae, Prorocentrales, Prorocentraceae.
GGGCAAGCCGGUGACGCAGCACUACAAGAACUUGCUCUGGCUCGGGGAGGACGAGCCGAUGAUCCAUACAGCCUCCGCCAGAGGGCUGUCGAAGAAGGUCACGACCGCCGACGCCAGUUUCAGCAUACUGGGGUAUGCUCCCUGCAAGGACUGGAAGGGCGCCGUGGUGACGAGCGUCGCCCAGCCACUUUGA